AUGGCUGUCAUAUACUACAAGUUCAGAUCGCAACGCGAUGACUUGAUUUCGACCAUCAAGUUUGAUGGUACUGGACUUACGGUAUUCGAGCUCAAACGAGAAAUUAUUUAUGCCAAUAAACUGAUUAAUUCCACCGACACGGAUAUUUUAUUAUAUCAUGUUGAAGAUCCAGAUAAGGAGUACGACGAUGAUAAUGAAGUCAUACAACGAGCAUCAACAGUGCUAGUAAGAAGAACAUCAGGUGGCAAGAAAGGAAGAGGAAACGUUUUGCGAUAUAUGGCAGGAAAACCAAGGAUUGCAAAAUCUCAAGUUCCCAUUCCAGCCUCAACGCUAGCUUCAGCACCUGUGGUACCUGCUAAUGAAGAGGACAGAAUUCGUCAGAUGUUCAAUCAGCAGGAUGACCAGUGGAAUCAACAACAGGCCCUCAUGGCCACUGCCCAAAGAGUGGAAAGCAAUAGGCAAAAUUUGAAACUUGAUGAAAACAUUCCUGAAUAUUACAUUUGCUACAAAUGCGGAGAGAAAGGAAAACAUCAUAUUAGAAACUGUCCAAAGAAUAAUGAUCCCAAUUGGGAUGGAAUCAGGAUAAAAAAAACGACUGGAAUACCAAAGUCGUACUUACGGACUGUUGAUAAUCCGACUGACAUCGUCAACGAACCUAACCAGAACUUCAUGGUGAACGAAGAGGGGAAAUACGUGGUCGCAGUUGCUGAUAAAAAAGCGUGGCAAAGAUAUCAGACCAUUCAGCAAUCUAGGCAAGUGGAAGAUGAUAUCCCGAUUGAAGAUCCUGAACUAAGGGAUCCUCAUUCAGGUAAGCUAUGGAAAACUCCUGUGAGAACCAAAUGUUGCAAACAGCUGUACUCAAGACCUUACAUUGAAGAUAUACUUUUGGAGUCAGAUUUCAAGUGUCCGAAUUGUGGUCAAGUGGACAUUUAUCUUGACUCUCUUGAAGUCGACGAGGCAUUACAGCGAAAAGUAGAAAUGUUUUUGGAACAGCAUAAAAGAAAAAAUGACAGGGAAGAAGAGCCGAACAAGCGGCAACACUUAGCUACAAUGGUACCUACUAUGAUGCCAUUUAUGCCGUUUCCAGCGCCAUUGCCUUUACCAACUAAUAACCAGAAGUAA
Molecule: messenger RNA, 1122 nt
Organism: Ogataea parapolymorpha DL-1
Lineage: Eukaryota; Fungi; Ascomycota; Pichiomycetes; Pichiales; Pichiaceae
Product: Essential conserved subunit of CPF (cleavage and polyadenylation factor)
Exons: 1
Coding region: 1-1122 (373 amino acids)
Biological process (GO): ubiquitin-dependent protein catabolic process; protein ubiquitination; mRNA processing
Cellular component (GO): nucleus
Molecular function (GO): zinc ion binding; ubiquitin protein ligase activity
Source: RefSeq, a predicted model, not a curated record